CUCAUAGCUUGAAAGGGCAUUUUAUUUGUUAAAUAUUGGUUCCCACUUUUGUUGGAAAAGACAAAAGAAGCAAAAAACACAAAAUUAAAUGGGUUCAAUUCGACCACAUGCAGUGUGCCUGCCCUACCCUGCACAAGGCCACAUUAACCCCAUGCUUCAACUAGCCAAACUCCUACACCACCAAGGCUUCCACAUCACUUUUGUCAACACCGCCUUCAACCACCGCCGUCUACAAAAAUCCCGGCAGGCGGGCUCCCUCCCGGAGCUGCCGUCCUUCCGGUUCGAGACGAUCCCCGACGGCCUCCCGCCCUCCGAUGCCGACGCCACACAAGACAUCCCUUCUCUUUGUGAGUCCACUACAAAGACUUGUUUGGGUCCUUUCAAGGAGCUUCUGGCCAGGCUCAACGGUGACUCCGCCACGCCGCCGGUAUCUUGCAUCGUCUCCGACGGGGUUAUGAGCUUCACCCUGGCGGCCGGCGAUGAGCUGGGCGUUCCGGUGGCGUUUUUGUGGACUAUCAGCGCUUGUGGCUUCUUGGGUUACAUGCAUUAUGCUCAAUUGAUGGAAAAGGGUUACACACCUUUCAAAGAUGAGAGUUACUUCACAAAUGGGUACUUGGAAACAGAGUUGGAUUGGGUAAAAGGCAUGAAGGACAUACGUUUGAGAGAUCUUCCAAGCUUCUUAAGAACCACAAAUCCGGACGAAUUUAUGCUCAAAUACGUGAUACAAGAAACAGGGCGAGCCAAACAGGCCUCUGCCAUAAUCCUCAACACAUUCAAUAAAUUAGAGGAAGAAGCUCUGUCCGCCCUUCACUCAAUGUUGCCGCCGCCCGUGUUCGCCGUCGGCCCCUUACAGCUCCUUCAGAGAGAAAUCGAGGACAAAACCGUAAAAUCAAUCUCAUCCAGCCUCUGGAAAGACGACGACGCUUGUCUCGGCUGGCUCGACAAGAACCAGCCGAACUCCGUCGUCUACGUGAACUUCGGCAGCAUAACGGUGAUGUCGCCCGACCAGCUAGUCGAGUUCGCGUGGGGGCUGACCAACUCUAAAAAACCAUUCUUGUGGAUCCUACGACCCGAUAUUGUCGUCGGGGAAGCGGCGAUUCUGCCCCCGGAGAUCCUGGAAGAGACGAAAGACAGGGGAAUGAUCUCGAGCUGGUGCCCGCAGGAGAAAGUCCUGAACCAUCCGGCGAUCGGAGGGUUCUUGACUCACUGCGGGUGGAAUUCAACUCUCGAGAGCAUAUAUAGCGGCGUGCCGAUGUUGUGCUGGCCGUUUUUCGCGGAGCAGCCGACGAACUGUUGGUUUUCAUGUACCAAGUUGGGGGUUGGGAUGGAGAUUGAUGGAAAUGUGGAGAAGGGGGCAGUGGAAAGGCUUGUGAGGGAGUUAAUGGAAGGGGAGAAGGGGAAGGAGAUGAAGAAGAAAGCCAUGGAAUGGAAGAGGUUGGCUGAAGAUGCUAUAAGUACCCCCAAUGGCUCAUCUUGUCUCAAUUUUCAAAGGCUCAUCAAUGAUCAUCUUUUAUCUCCAAAACGGUGUUAAUCACCACAUUCGUCUUGUUUGAAUUAUAUGAUUUGGUCUCUCCACCUUCUCAAAAAAAAAAACAGUUUGAAGAGCAAUUUGGAAUAUCGAGAAAUACUCCUUCGUACAUUUCAUCAAAGCAUUUCAAUGCUUGUUUCUAAUUUCUCCAUAUACCUCUGUAGUUUCUCUGUUUUAUUUUAUUUUAACGUAACGAGAUUAACUCAUGAUUACUAGUUCAGUUUCUACUUUUGCAUGUUAACUAAUCACUUUAACUACUCAUUAUUGGUAAAACCUUGUACUUUCUACUA
Cuscuta epithymum is the source of this 1818-nucleotide messenger RNA. NCBI's taxonomy places the organism in Eukaryota, Viridiplantae, Streptophyta, Magnoliopsida, Solanales, Convolvulaceae. The record is from the annotation of a GenBank genome assembly.